AUGGGGGAGCUGAAUGUGGGGUGUUCAAGUGAGCCGGAGACGGUUCCAUGGGAGACAAAAUGUGAAAAAGAGGUUGCAGAAGCAAGAGAUCAACUAAAUAAGGCAAGGGAAGAGAAAAGGAAACUUGAGGAAGAAAACAGAGAGGUUGAAGCAGAAGGAGUGAGGCAAGCGAGGAGGGAGAAAAAAGAGAGGGAUGAGGCGCAGAAACAGGCUGAAGAAGAAAAAAGAAAACAGAAGGAAAUGGCGGAGGCGCAGAGGCAGGCGGAAGAGAAAAGGAAAAAAAAAGGAGAAACCGACUGA
Molecule: messenger RNA, 300 nt
Organism: Trypanosoma theileri
Lineage: Eukaryota; Euglenozoa; Kinetoplastea; Trypanosomatida; Trypanosomatidae
Exons: 1
Coding region: 1-300 (99 amino acids)
Source: RefSeq, a predicted model, not a curated record